Molecule: messenger RNA, 2708 nt
Organism: Dendrobium catenatum
Lineage: Eukaryota; Viridiplantae; Streptophyta; Magnoliopsida; Asparagales; Orchidaceae
Product: heat shock protein 90-6, mitochondrial
Exons: 21
Coding region: 119-2530 (803 amino acids)
Biological process (GO): cellular response to heat; protein folding; protein stabilization
Cellular component (GO): protein-containing complex; plasma membrane; perinuclear region of cytoplasm
Molecular function (GO): ATP binding; ATP-dependent protein folding chaperone; ATP hydrolysis activity
Source: RefSeq, a predicted model, not a curated record
UAUUGCUCUAGAACCUUCAGGGUGUCCAAAGAACCCUUCUUAAACCCUAAGCCUGAGGUUGCGAAGAGCCGACCCAAGGAACUUGUGACGGAGUGGAGGAGAGGAGCUCGACGGGAGAAUGCUUGGCGCUUCACGGCGUUCGCUUUCAGCAGCGGUGCGCACAUGUGGCUGCGCUCCCCGAAGCUGGCUGGCUCUUUCCGUCUUGCCACACAACUCAUCACUCCCUUCCGCUCAGAACUCGGUUUUGGAGCAUGAAUCCAAAUAUCUUCCAUUUUCCUUUCGAUGGUUUUCGAUGCUGUCUGCUUCCAAAGUUUCCCGCUUUGGAUGCUCGGUGGCCUUAAAUAGCAAUCUAGUCAGCAAACUCCAUGAGUCAACUGCAACUGCAGCUGAUUCGUCUGAUCCGCCAUCUGAGAAAUAUGAGUACCAGGCUGAGGUUAGUCGUCUCAUGGAUCUCAUAGUUCACAGCUUAUACAGCAACAAAGAAGUGUUUCUCCGGGAGUUGAUAAGUAAUGCUAGUGACGCUCUAGACAAGCUGCGUUACUUGAGUGUUACUCAGCCUGAACUUUUGAGGGAUGCUGUUGAUCUUGACAUUCGCAUUCAUACUGACAAGGACAAUGGAAUAAUAACUCUGACUGACUCUGGAAUUGGAAUGACGAGGCAGGAGCUUGUUGAUUGUCUUGGAACUAUUGCUCAGAGUGGAACAGCAAAGUUUUUCAAGGCAUUGAAGGAUAGUAAGGAAGCUGGUGCUGACAGCAAUUUAAUUGGCCAAUUUGGGGUUGGAUUUUACUCAGCAUUCCUUGUUGCUGACAAGGUAGUUGUUUCAACAAAAAGUCCAAAAUCGGAGAAGCAGUUUGUUUGGGAAGGAGAAGCUAAUGCUAACUCUUAUACAAUAAGGGAGGAGACAGACCAGGAUAAACUUAUCCCAAGAGGAACUCGCAUUACAUUAUAUCUUAAGCGUGAUGACAAGGGAUUUGCUCAUCCUGAAAGAAUCGAAAACCUUAUCAAGAAUUAUUCUCAGUUUGUCUCCUUCCCAAUUUUUACCUGGAAAGAGAAAGGUUUCACUAAAGAGGUUGAGAUUGAGGAGGAUCCAACAGAAGCUCAGAAGGAUGCAGAAGAAGAUGGUAAUGUUGAGAAGAAAAAGAAGACCAAAAAGGUUAUUGAAAAAUAUUGGGAUUGGGAACUUAUCAAUGAGACGCAGCCAAUAUGGCUUCGCAAUCCUAAAGAUGUUACAACGGAUGAGUACAAUGAAUUCUACAAGAAGACGUUCAAUGAAUAUUUAGAUCCUUUGGCUUCUUCGCAUUUUACUACCGAGGGAGAGGUGGAGUUCAGGUCCAUUUUGUUUGUGCCUCCUGUGAAAAGAGAAGAUAUGUUGAAUACAAAAACAAAGAACAUAAGGCUUUAUGUUAAACGCGUAUUCAUAUCAGAUGACUUUGAUGGGGAACUGUUUCCAAGAUAUCUGAGCUUUGUGAAAGGCGUUGUGGAUUCAAAUGACCUUCCUCUGAAUGUCUCACGUGAGAUCCUUCAAGAAAGCCGCAUUGUGCGGAUCAUGAGGAAACGGCUAGUUCGCAAGGCCUUUGAUAUGAUAUUAGGAAUUUCACUUAGUGAGAACAGAGAUGAUUAUGAUAAAUUUUGGGAUAAUUUUGGCAAAUUUUUGAAAUUGGGAUGCAUCGAAGAUCAUCCAAACCACAAGCGCAUUGCACCGCUUCUUAGAUUUUUCUCAUCUCAAAGUGAGGACGAGUUGAUCAGCUUAGAUGAAUAUGUGGAGAGUAUGAAGCAAGAACAGAAAGAUAUCUACUACAUUGCUGCGGACAGUUUGACGAGCGCAAAAAAUGCUCCUUUCCUAGAGAAACUUUCUCAGAAGGACUUUGAGGUUCUAUUUUUAGUUGAUCCCAUGGACGAACUUGCUAUCCAGAAUCUGAAGACCUACAAGGAAAAGAAUUUUGUUGAUAUUAGCAAGGAGGAUUUAGAUCUGGGGGAUAAGGAUGAGGAGAAGGAGAAGGAAAUCAAGCAAGAAUUUGUUCAGACCUGUGAUUGGAUAAAGAAGCAAUUGGGCGACAAAGUUGCAAGCGUUCAGAUUUCUAACCGUCUUAGUUCCUCUCCAUGUGUGCUUGUUAGUGGAAAAUUUGGUUGGUCCGCCAACAUGGAGAGGUUGAUGAAAGCACAGACACUUGGUGAUGCUUCUAGUCUUGAGUUCAUGCGCUCGAGGAGAGUUUUUGAAAUUAAUCCGGAGCAUCCAAUUAUUAAAAAUCUGAAAGUUGCUAGUAAAAGUUACCCAGAUGAUCCUGAUGCUCUCAGGGCAAUUGAUCUUCUGUAUGACACAGCUCUGAUUGCUAGUGGCUUUACACCGGAUAACCCAGGAGAGCUUGGAGGAAAGAUUUACGAGAUGAUGAGCAUGGCAAUUGGAGGAAGGUGGGCAGAAACUUCUCAAGCAAGCCAUCACGGUUCACCCAACCAACCUACUCAAUUUCAAACCACCGAGCCGUUGGAAGCUGAAAUCGUUCAUCCAGUUGAAGCUGAAAGCCAGAAAUAAACGAUUUGCAAGACUUUCAACAUAGGGGAUGAAUAGAAUUCUCACUAGUUAUUUGUAAGCGUUUGGAGACUUUGGAUGUGAUCAUUAUUCACAUUCAUUCUUAUUUUUCUAUAAUUUUUUUUUGAUGAAAUGAAACGGUAAAGCUCGAAUAAAAAUUUUAUCAGAUGUUGUUAUAUAA